AUGUGUGUUAUUUGAGUCUGCAUGAGACCGAGUGCACUUCAGCAUAAACUUUACUCACUGUCACUGUCUCUGGGGUUUGGUCAUCAUGUCUGAGUCCACACUGUAUCCUCAGUUUAGACUUGGCGAGUCUCGGUUUGAUCAGGGGUCCUUUUAUGGGAGGUUAAGACAUUUCCUGGAUGUGAUUGACCCUCGCACACUCUUUGUAUCAGAGCGUCAUCUAAAUGAAUGUGUGAAGCUCUUAGAACAAUAUAAAGAUGGCACGCUACCCACAGGUGUGACAAAUGCACAGCUUUGGGAAGCUCAGAAGGUAAAGCAGGCUAUCUUCCAUCCAGACACUGGAGAGAAGAUCCCCAUGCCCUUUCGCAUGUCAGGUUAUAUCCCCUUUGGUACACCAGUGGUUGUAGGCCUCCUGCUUCCCAAUCAGACCCUGGCCUCUACUAUUUUCUGGCAGUGGCUGAACCAGAGCCAUAAUGCUUGUGUGAAUUACUGCAAUCGCAACGCAUCUAAGUCGACAGGGAUGUCAAAAUUCUUUCAAGGAUACCUGGGUGCAGUCAGCAGUGCAGUUACUAUUGCAGUGGGACUGAAUGUUCUGAUUCAGAGAGCUGAUCGUUUCAGCCCAGCCACACGACUUCUGGUCCAAAGAUUCAUCCCUUUUCCUGCUGUUGCAAGUGCCAAUGUGUGUAAUGUGUUGCUGAUGCGCCACAGCGAGCUGUCUGAAGGCAUCAGUGUGCUGGAUGAGCAGGGUAACAUUGUGGCCACCUCGAAGCUGGCAGCCAGACGCGCUGUGUUGGAGACAGCCGUGACCCGCAUAGUCCUGCCCAUGCCUAUCCUGGUGCUGCCACCCAUGCUGAUGGCCAUGCUGGAGAGACUCCCCUUACUGCAGACACACCCUCGCCUUGUGCUGCCUGUGCACAGCUUGGUGUGUCUCUGUGCAUUUGGUCUGGCUCUGCCCCUUGCCAUCAGUCUGUUCCCCCAGAAUAGCCAGAUUCAUGUAUCUCAGCUUGAGCCGGAGAUCGCCGUAGCAACUGAAUGCAAGAUCUUGACCUACAACAAAGGCCUUUAACCAAUCAACCAACUUGGAUAUCUGACUCAGGAGACCUUCAUAACAUGACUCGGAUGUGUGUGUGUGUGUGGAUUUUAGAAUCACCGUGACAGGUGCAUUCACACAUCAGUGUUAAACACGUGUCUUCUUUGCAAGCAAGUACACCACUGGAUAGUCCAGGGCAUUACUGCCAAAUCACCAGGAAAUUAGCAUGAGAAUGACAGAAUGAGUGCCUUCAUUUGUAGGUGUUUGUAAAAUGCAUGAUAAUGUUCAUUGUUUUCAUUCAGUCAGUUUUGACAUGAGAGAAAGAACUUUAAAGACAGUUUUGAAAAUAUGGUAAAUAAUUAGAUUUUUCUUCUUGCUUUUCCUGCAGUGCAGGCAUUCAGAAAUUAAGUUGGUUUGUUCCUUAAAACCCCCCCCCAAAAAAAAAAGAUUUUAUACUUCACGAAGACCAGCUUGUCAACUUUAAUGAUCAGUGAAAUACCUGCAAUUUAUGACUCGUAUAUCAAAAUAAUAACCAAAA
Molecule: messenger RNA, 1565 nt
Organism: Hemibagrus wyckioides
Lineage: Eukaryota; Metazoa; Chordata; Actinopteri; Siluriformes; Bagridae
Gene: sfxn5a
Product: sideroflexin 5a
Exons: 14
Coding region: 86-1063 (325 amino acids)
Biological process (GO): mitochondrial transmembrane transport; monoatomic ion transport; citrate transport
Cellular component (GO): mitochondrial inner membrane
Molecular function (GO): monoatomic ion transmembrane transporter activity; citrate transmembrane transporter activity
Source: RefSeq, a predicted model, not a curated record